Molecule: messenger RNA, 2571 nt
Organism: Cottoperca gobio
Lineage: Eukaryota; Metazoa; Chordata; Actinopteri; Perciformes; Bovichtidae
Gene: tm7sf2
Product: transmembrane 7 superfamily member 2
Exons: 11
Coding region: 583-2010 (475 amino acids)
Biological process (GO): cholesterol biosynthetic process
Cellular component (GO): nuclear inner membrane; endoplasmic reticulum membrane
Molecular function (GO): Delta14-sterol reductase activity
Source: RefSeq, a predicted model, not a curated record
AUAUAUAUAUAUAUAUAUAAUCCAACACUAAUGAAAAUCAAACGCCAUUUAACUGACAGUUUGCAUUCUAGGCACUUGUCAUUCAAGUGCACAUGAGCCUUGAGUACUUAGGUUUAGUCAUAUAAUAGUCAUUUUCAAAUCAUACAAUAUGAGAAAAUGUGUGUAAAGUGAAUACAGAAUAAUACACUUACUAAAAAGAAAAAGUUGAAAUCUCCUGUAUUAAUUAAUUAUUUGAGGUAUAUUUUGCUGAAUAAUAUGCAAGAUGAAUAUGAUUUGAUUAUGUAAUCCAUGUCUAACACUAAAGUAAGUACAGCAGUUUACUGUAACUUCCACAGAUAAACAGCACGUUUUGGAAUGGUUUAAAUAUGUGGGGUCUACAAUAAAAGUGUAUGAAUUUGGGAUUCAAAAUGGUGUGUUCUUCCUUUACAAAACCACUUUUGUAAUAUAAAUGUGUAGUAUUUACCGAUAUCAAUGUAAAUUAGGUAUGUUUCACAACCUCCGCAGCCAUUCCUCCCUGUAGAACUGUCGCCACCUGAUGCGCUCAUUUGAUUGGCUAAACCCUCUUCUCUCCACCCUCUUCUGAUGGCCACGGAGGGAUCUGAUUGGCUGAGAGACAGUUUCGUGCUGAUGAACUUGUUUCUGGGCGUUUCCAUCUGCAAGCUGCUGGAUGGAUGCAUUAGAAUAUCAGUACCGUCCCAUCUACUUCUACAUGCUUUACACCGGAGACCAAUAAUGAGGCCAAACAGUCACACGCUCAAACACAGACCCUCACAUGAUACAGAGAGGGAAUUUGGAGGAACCCUGGGUGCAUUAUGCAUACCCAUCCUUCUCCCGUUGACGGUGAUGUUCCUGAUCUGUGUGAGUCGAUCCCCUGAGGCCAGUGUGCUCCAGUGGCCCCCUCCCCUCCCCUCCUCUGACCAGCUGUGGGACCCUCUGGCCCUCGUUCUUCUGCUGGGCUGGAUCGCUCUGCAUGCCCUCCUCUAUGUGAUACCAUUAGGAAAGGUGUCUGAAGGAUUAGUGCUGAGGGAUGGAACGCGUCUCAAGUAUCCCAUAAAUGGUUUUCACGGCCUGUGCAUCAGCGGCGUGUUGCUGAUGUUGUUACUGGGGCUCGGGGCUCCUCUGGGGUAUCUGUUUGAGCUGCUGUUGCCUUUGGCAGUUUGUGCAAUAGCGGUGUCAUUCCUGUUUUCCGUCUACCUCUAUAUCCGCUCCUUUUGGGUUCCUUCUCAUGCUCUCGCCUUGGGCGGCAACACAGGGAAUCCCCUGUAUGACUUCUUCAUCGGACGGGAGCUAAACCCCCGGAUAGGAAAUUUUGACCUUAAAUAUUUCUGUGAACUCAGACCGGGUCUGAUGGGCUGGGUGGUCAUAAACCUUGGCAUGCUGAUGAAGGAGGUGGAGCUCCGAGGUUCCCCCUCACUCGCCAUGAUACUGGUCAACAGCUUCCAGCUGCUGUACGUGGCAGAUGCUCUGUGGAAUGAGGAGGCUGUUCUGACAACCAUGGACAUUGUGCAUGAUGGUUUUGGCUUUAUGUUGGUCUUUGGGGACCUGGCCUGGGUUCCCUUCACAUACGGCCUGCAGGCUGCUUUCCUGGUUGUGCACCCACAGGCCCUAAGUUUACUCGGAGCAGCAACUAUAAUAGCACUCAAUGGUAUUGGAUAUUAUGUUUUCAGAAAAUCCAACUCGCAGAAGAACCAGUUCCGACGAGACCCUACACAUCCAAGUGUUGCAAGACUGGAGACCAUCGCCACAGCAACAGGGAAACGCCUGCUGGUGUCUGGCUGGUGGGGUCUCGUUCGUCAUCCCAAUUACCUCGGUGACCUCCUCAUGGCCCUGGCGUGGUCCCUGCCAUGUGGGUUCUCACAUCUUCUGCCUUACUUCUAUGUCAUCUAUUUCACCGUGUUGCUGAUUCACCGAGAGGACCGUGAUGAGAGACAGUGUAGGGCCAAAUACGGACUAGCGUGGGACACCUACUGCCGACACGUCCCCUACAGGAUCUUCCCUUAUAUCUACUGAACGGGGAAGCAGGUGGUUGGAACUGGACCAAAGCGGUCUCACACUAUCCUCGUGGACUCUUUAAGUCCACACAAACUUAGCAAUAACUUGAAAUGUAAAUCCACUUUCAGUAACUCAAACCACCAAUAAUAUCCGGUGCUGCUGCUUGGAUUCUGCAGGGAGCUCACACUUUUAUUCAGCCUCCAUUAUUUAGGCUGCGGUUCAAUUACAGAAUGAUGUUCAAUGGAUCACUAUUUUCUAAUUCAUUGAAUUGUGACUCCUCACAGGAAUCUUAUACAGCUAAGUAUGCAGUCUACAUACACUACACAGUGUCUCUUGUUCAGCAUAAAUGGCUAAACCUCAAGUACAUCUGUAAACAGCGUAGGCCUUGAGAUUCUUUUCUCAUAAAAAUGAGAAAAUACGAUCCUAGAAAAAUAGUAAAUAAAAUGCACAACACCUGUGCCUUUUUUAAUGAAGAGACCGGGCAUUUUUACUACGCUUGUUAUUUUUUUUACAAUGUCUUCUUUUUUUUUAAGUCCAUGUAUUUGUGAAAUACAUUUAAAAUAAACAAAUGACACUUGA